Messenger RNA from Sipha flava (yellow sugarcane aphid), 2268 nucleotides. Its product is annotated as kinetochore protein SLK19-like. The record is from RefSeq and is a predicted model, not a curated record. Gene Ontology annotation, cellular component: centriole; centrosome. NCBI's taxonomy places the organism in Eukaryota, Metazoa, Arthropoda, Insecta, Hemiptera, Aphididae. Gene Ontology annotation, biological process: interkinetic nuclear migration; positive regulation of centriole elongation; centrosome cycle. The transcript is spliced from 10 exons. Bases 803 to 2236 code for a protein of 477 amino acids.
UAUAAUUUUUGGCAUUUAAUAUUGCAUAUUUUAGGUUCUUUAGUGUAUUAAAUCCAAAGCCCUAAUAAUAAUAUGCCUACGGCGGUUGCUCUAUGAAUAAUAAUAAUAAUUAUGUGCCUACGGCGGUUAGGACCGUCGGCCUCUGCACGACAAUGAAACAAAUAUGGUCGACCAAUCCUCAAGCGGGACUGUGUACGAUGGCGGAUUUCAUACGACUGCACAGGGGAUGUGAUUAGUACAACAACUAAUACGAAAAUUAUCGCAGACCCCGAGUGCAUGCGACCCCGCUGAACAACAGUGCCGAAAGAAGAGAGACGGGUCUACGACGGAUGACGAUGACACACGAAUGAAAACCACGUCGUUCACAACGGCCGUUGCCAAGUGACUGCCCUGGUGGCUUAGGAGUGAAAGCAAUGGGAUCGCUGGGAACGACACUUAGCGGACGGCCGACGAGAAGGACACGAAAACCGAAAACUUGGUUUCAACGAGAUGGCCGCCGAUCCACGAAAACGGACGUGUUGACGCGAAAGCGGACAAGACGAUAAGAACGACGGGGCCGAGGGCAUUCAUCACGAGAGCUACGACCGUGUCGACGGUAAAACGUCUCAGCGCCAUCACGCCGAAAGCGUAACGCGAGAACUUCGCGACAAUUUGUGGCACCGGGUGCACGACUUGCGAAUCCGGCGAAACGUAAAAACUGGAAAACACGGAACAACGGAACACGUCUACGCGCGAUAACGACAACGCGGUUACGUACCCGCAUUGAACUAUAUGAUAACUAUAUUAUCAUAUAGUUCAAUGUAUGCAACCCGGCUAUGGAUUUGCUUUGAUCAAAGGAUCUAUUGUGGUACAUGGAACAUUAAUGAACAAAAGAUUAGAAACUAAGAUAAUUCCUGGUAAUAACAAUGUGUUAAAAUUUGCCUCUGAAAUUGUAUGGAGUAUGGAUAAUACUACUCUAAAAGAAUUAAAAAUGUCCAAUGCAUCAAUAAGAAUAGAUUGCUAUAAUAUACCUAAUAAUAAAUUUAAUGCAAAUAUAAGACUUGGUUAUCUUAUGUUAAAAGUGAAAGAAGCACAAACUAUGAAUCCAACAUCAAAUGAUCGUAUAGAAGUAAAAUCUUAUAAAUUAUUGGGAUCAAAAAAUUGUAGUUAUAAUCUUAAAAUGUCUUUGUAUAUUGAAGAUUUCAAUGUUAAAGAUGUUGAAGCUUUGUCUAAAAACAAUCAAAACUUGAAAAUAACAGAAAAUAAUUGUAUAAAUGAUUAUAAUAAUUAUCCAAAAAAAGAUGAAAAAAAUAAGUUUAUUAAAGAAAAUAUUGAAAUCAAUUUACAAAAUGAUGAUGUUAAUAAAUCAGAAAACAUUGAAAUUGAUAUAAAAAAUUCUGAUAUUAGUACAUCAGAACUAAUAGAAAAUUUUCGAGAAAAAAAUGAACCACCAAAUGUAUUCAAUUUUGACAUGCAAGAAAAGUUAAAAAAAAAAAGAAAUGAAGAAUUAGAACAUUGGAAAAAGGAACAAAUGAUUUUAUUUAAUGAAAAUUUGAAAAUUAAAGAAGAAGAACUUUUUAAACAAUUUAAUAAUAAAUGGUUAGAAGAAAGAAAACAUAUUGAAGAAGAACUUACUCAAGCGGUAUCAACAUGUAAAGCAUUAACUGAAAACGUAGAUGUAUUAGCUGAUAUGGUUGUAGAAAAAGACGCAAUUGUUACAGCUAAAGAACUUGAAUUUUCUAAUCAUAGAGAGAGUAUGGAUAAUAAAUAUAUUAGUUUAGUGCAAAAAUGUCAGUCUUCGAAUGCACAAAUUAUUAAUGAACUCAGUGAUAAAAAUACUCAAUUGGAAACUAGAUUGCAUGAUCUAGAAAAAACUAAUAUUUUAUUAAGAAAUGAAAAUGAACAGCUAAAAGAAUAUAUUAAUUUAACUUGUGAUUUACGAGUAAAACAUUUAGAAAAAACUAUUUCAAAUUUAGAGAAUAAAUAUGAAGAAGCUAAUAAGUCUUGUAUGCUUUUCAAAGAACGAUGGAUUGCAUCGGUUAGAAAAAUCAAUCAAAUGUACACAAAACUUCAUGACAUAAAAACCAAUGAACAUUUAGUAAAUAAUAAACAAAAUAUAAAAAAUAUUUUAUCGAACAAUUUAGUGGAACAAAAACAAGAUGAAGAAAAAUUAAAAACACUUUUAAUUGAUUUACGUAAAUUACGACAAGAUAUGAUGAACUCUAAUUAUUUGGAUCUAUUACCAAUAUCCAAAUAAUUUCAUUGAAAUAUAAUUAGUAUUUAUUUCAA